AGAGCAGAUCGAUAUGUACUGUGAUUGUCUCCGAAGCAACGCACCAUUUUACUUCCAAAGGCAACAAAUUGUGUGAAUUGACGCACGCAAAAUUAGUUGCCUGUUAACCCUAUAGUCGUAUUGGAUCGUCGAGGCUGAACGUAUUAUUGCGGCUGUAUUCAAUGGAGGAGAACAAAGACCAGAAAGACAUCUGGAUCUUCGGAUAUGGGUCAUUGGUGUGGAAAGCAGAUUUUCCCUUCGUGGAAAAACGAACAGGUUUCAUAAAAGGAUUCCUGCGGCGGUUCUUUCAAAAUAGUACUGAUCACCGGGGAACAUCUGAUAAACCCGGGCGAGUUGUUACUUUGAUCCAUUCGGAAAACACGGAAGCAAAAGUGUGGGGUAUGGGUUACCGGAUCGCGGCGAAGGAUAAGCAACACGUACUGAAACAUCUUGAUCACCGGGAAAAAAAUGGAUACGAACGCUAUCAGGUUGACUUUUAUCCGUACCCCUUGGAUCAGAAUCAGUUGAACGAGCCUCAAUCCAUUCUGCUGUACGUAGCGACACACGAAAACCCAUCUUUUGCCGGUCAGCAGGAUACACUGGAAACGAUCGCCCAGCAAAUCCUAGGAGCGGUUGGCCAGAGUGGCAGGAAUCCUGAGUACGUUUACAAGCUGGCCGAUGCGAUGCGUCAGCUGUAUCCAGGCGAACAGGACGAUCAUUUGUUUGAUCUAGAACGUUUGCUUUUGGAGCGCGAUCCGGUGAUGUUGGAGAGCGAAAGGCUGAAGGAAAUCGACGUAAACCGAUCGGAGCUCAGCAAGGAAGGAUAACAAAAUCGAGAACACACAAAAGUAUGCUGCAGGCAGCACAUGGUUGGCCCGAAUUAGGAUCGAUAAAAAAACAUCGAUUGAGAGCUCUUAUUAAGAUACUUUCUCAUCAUAACAGCGAUGCAUCCUGAAGUAAUAAUAUG
Messenger RNA from Anopheles bellator, 946 nucleotides. Its product is annotated as putative glutathione-specific gamma-glutamylcyclotransferase 2. Gene Ontology annotation, biological process: glutathione catabolic process. Lineage: Eukaryota; Metazoa; Arthropoda; Insecta; Diptera; Culicidae. The record is from RefSeq and is a predicted model, not a curated record. The coding region runs from base 162 to 806 and encodes 214 amino acids. Gene Ontology annotation, molecular function: glutathione specific gamma-glutamylcyclotransferase activity; gamma-glutamylcyclotransferase activity. Gene Ontology annotation, cellular component: cytoplasm. The transcript is spliced from 2 exons.